UCUCCUGAAACGGCAUGACUGCAAUUUCAUCAGAUAACACAUUCUCAAAUAUAUAUAGUUCGCUUAUAUUAACCGUUACAUACCAAUUGCCUUCUAUUCGUCAAUCCAAUUGGGUUUCACCGAAAGCAACAAUUUACGAUCAUCUCCUUCGCAGUCUGCUCAAAGCUCCAGCUGACCAACUCGCGCUCAUCUUCAAUGAAAUGUACGGCUCGCGCUAUCUGACUGCCUUUAUUAUAUUAUCAUCUAUAUUUAAUAUUGAACCCAGCAAGCAAACUCGUUGCCAUACCAACACAUAAACGCACUGAUGAUCUUUAGACCCUUUCUCAAUGCCACCCGUGACCAUCGCGUAUCGCGUACUCAAAACCCCCAAAAAAUAAGCAAAAGAAGAGGCCACAUUCCAUUGCCACUCUUGAUCUAUCCCUGCCUAUUUGUAGAUGUAUGUAUAUUUACUCUAUGGCAAUAACGGAUCAUUGGCCAAUGCGGGCUAUGCGAGAAGAGAAAGGAAGUCGUGAAUGGGUUAUCUCCAAGGCGAACCUAAUGACGAUAGAGAGUAAGAGAGACUGUGACGGAAUGCGAUUUAAUGACAACGGGUCGCGACGAAGUGGGUAAACAGAAAGUCAUUCAUAAAAUCAGAGCUCCACUUCCAACCACAACUCACAGACUAACUCCAAGUUGGUAGCAGUAUUGCGAUCGGAAUCCUCUUCGUGUUCAGUUCAUACGGUAAAACAGUCAUCGUUUUAGCCAGCCUUUCGGCAAGUAAACACUGUCAAUGGCCACGGUGUUGCCCCGAUGUUGUCCACUUCUCAGCGGCUGCGCACUCUACAUCUGGCUGUAAUCGACAUCGGUGGUUACCGGUUGACGCAUUUUUGGCAAGCAAAAUCGAAACGAAUGGAACUCAAUUCUCACGUAAUCCGGUCUCAUCGCAUACACCGCAGCCUUUCAUCCGUUUUGCCCUUCUCGGCCAAUUUACACAUUUGCACACACGUUCGUCCCAGAAGAGAUAAAACGAAAUGGAAGGCGAAUAAUAAGUUAGAACAGCAUUUUCGUAGCAACAUCAGAAGCGGCAACAAGUCGGCAGUCAUACCGCAUACCAACCUACUAAAUGCCUUUCAUACACAGAUACAAUCCGCACUGGAGGCCGCAAAGCGCAAAAGCAAUCACAGAACCGGUUUUCAUUUUCGAUCUGACUUAUUUGAUUAACAAGAGUGAGAUCAUUUUGAAAGCUGAUUUUGUACGGAGAAUUCAACCCAUGCGCCGGUCGAUCGAUCUCUGGUGGUAGCAGAGAAAGAGAAAACGGAAGAAGUGUGAAUACAAGUGUG
This is a messenger RNA of Wyeomyia smithii (pitcher-plant mosquito), 1319 nucleotides long. RefSeq lists its product as uncharacterized. NCBI's taxonomy places the organism in Eukaryota, Metazoa, Arthropoda, Insecta, Diptera, Culicidae. The record is from RefSeq and is a predicted model, not a curated record. The transcript is spliced from 3 exons. Bases 790 to 1200 code for a protein of 136 amino acids.